Schistosoma bovis is the source of this 1831-nucleotide messenger RNA. NCBI's taxonomy places the organism in Eukaryota, Metazoa, Platyhelminthes, Trematoda, Strigeidida, Schistosomatidae. The record is from the annotation of a GenBank genome assembly.
AUCGGGACAUCUCAGAGGACAUAGUAGGCAAGUAGAAAAGACAAGAACGAGCAAAAUACCCGUAGCAUACAGGUUUUGACAUCGAGUCAUCAAUCCUUGGAACCGUUUACCCAAAGUAGUGGUGUUCGCACCUUCAAUUGACUCAUUUAAGAGAAGAAUGGACACUCGUAGAAGCAUACUAGGAAAGGAAUAACAUAGGCUGUAGGUCUUCUGUCCUUACUACACAAAUCUGGAUCUGAAUCUGAAUAGCCGCAUCGUUUGAAUGCUGACGUUUAAAGGCUUCUUAGAAGUGCAGUUAGUGGGAGGUACGUAAUACGAUAAUUCGAUGGUAGCUUGUAAAGAACUUGUAGACGUACGUCCGAUCCCCUCUGGUAAUAGUCAACUGAAAUCAAGUCAUUUUAGAAAAAUAGAAUUAAUUCAUUCAAAGUGACUAUGAAUUUAUGGGAUAAUUGUGGCUUUAUUGACAUUUUUUACCAUGUUAUAUGAAUAUGUGGAUAUACAAUAUAAGGAGAACUAUACCUGAAUACAAAAACCGUUUUUUGACUGACACAUCGGACGUUCUCAUUCAUUCGAAAACUUAUGCCUAACACUUGCUCAGCCUGCCCGAAGAAAUUUACUCUUCCAGAAAUUGGUUCUGGCAUUUGUCAGUCGUGUAAUGAAUUUUAUUGUUCAGCCUGUUCUUCAACUGGUCCAGAUCGUACAAUUUUAUGCAACCGGUGCAGAGUUUUACAGUCAAAUCAAGCCAACUGGGAUUCAGUAAUGGGUCUUAAUAUCCGUGAUUUAAAAUGGUUUAUGCGACGUCGUAAUAUACCGUUCGUUGGUCUGAUUGAGAAAGAGCAAUUUGUGGAUGCAGUGCUGAGCAGUCUAGGCAUUACCACCCGAAGUACAAAUGCUGAUGACCAUUUGUUUCCAGACUCAACAAAACGUAACGUCAAACUUGAAGACUUGAUGUCAGAAGAAUCCAUUGAAAAUCUUUCUGUUCGUCAGAUCAAAGAUCUUUUAGUCUACAAUUUUGUUGACUUCACUCAUUGUGUGGAAAAAGCUGAACUUAUUGCCAGAGCGAAACAGUUAUGGCGCAAUUACAAACAGCAACAACCACUCAUAUUUGAAGCUCAAGAAGCAGUAGAGUUUGAAGAUUGUCAGAAUGCUGGAACAUCGAGUGAAAAAUGUCCAGUUGAUUUGAAUGAUGAAUGCGGGGUUUGUAUGGAAGCUCCAGUUAAUUGUGUCUUUUUAGAAUGCGGUCAUUUAUUUUCUUGUGUUGAUUGCGGAAGAAAGCUGACUGAAUGCCCACUAUGUAGACAAAGCAUUGUCCGCGUUGUACGUACAUUCCGUGUCUAACAUUCUCAAAUAAACCAUUCUGUAAUAUACUUAAAUAUCGAUGUAUAACCUUUAGCAUGAACUUUAUUGCACUUGUUUUUAGAUUUCAGUUAUAAAACACUCAUUCCACUUUGUGUACACUAAAUUGGAGCUAGAAAAAAUAGGGCUACUUGGUUCAAUGGUUAAUUUUCUUUUUCAAAGUUGAAUUACACUUCAUCGGGGUGUCCACAUUCAGAAUAUGCUUUUUGCCCAUAAUCAUUGAGAAUAGUCAUAUGAUGCAUUCAGUUCGCAACGACUAAUUUUUCGCCAACCUUGCCUAGACACAGAAUUUUGGUAAUUUAUUAAUAAUCUUAAGAUUUAGUUACCAUCAAAACUAGUCAAAUUUUCAAACGAUACUUUUACAAAUGUAUUGCUAUUGUUGAAGCUAUCACGAGUUCACUUAAUCUGCGAACGAAAAACAAGAGUUGGUGACCAGUAAGCUAGCUAUUGAUGCGUCCCAGCCCCGCUAACUAGA